UGUGCGUUUACGUUUGUUGUUUGCACUUUUAAAAGUUGAAAAGCGUGUCUCUGAUCUGAAUUCUGAACCAUAGCUUACUCAUUCAUUCAUUCAUGAGCAGUGACGACGUCGUUUUGCGUUGUUAAUGUUGUAAGUAACGUACGUAGAUGGAAUCUUCAGUUGACGCAGUUGAGAACAUAAUCGGUUACACAUUCAAAAACAAGAAGCUUCUAGAACAAGCCCUAACACACUCUUCUUACCCCGAAUCCGUUUCUUACGAGCGUCUCGAAUUCCUAGGCGACGCCGUUUUAGGACUCGCUAUCAGUAACCACCUUUUCCUCGCUUACACUUCCGUUCAUCCCGGUAAACUCUCUCUCCUCCGUGCCGCCAACGUCAGCACCGAGAAACUCGCUCGCGCCGCCGUUCGUCAUGGUCUUCACCGCUACUUCCGUCACAACACCAUUUCUCUCGUUGACAAAGUUACUGAGUUUGUCGACGCCGUUGCUCGAGAGAAGAAUCAUCGUGCUCUUGUUGUUUAUGGUGGAUUGGUGAAAGCUCCUAAGAUUCUUGCUGAUAUUGUUGAAUCUAUUGCUGCUGCUGUUUACGUUGAUGUUGAUUUCGAUCUUCAAAGAUUAUGGGUGAUAAUAAGAGGUCUUUUGGAGCCGAUAGUAACACUGGAUGAUCUGGAACAACAACCGCAACCAGUGACAAUGCUGUUUGAGAUUUGCCAAAAGAAUGGCAAAAAAGUUGACAUAAAACACGGGAGGAGUGCUACCAAAAGUACUGCCAGUGUCUAUGUUGAUGGACAACUUUUUGCCUCGGCUUCCUCUGAUCAGAAGGACAUUGCAAGGCUUGAUGCUGCCAAGGUUGCCUUGCAUAAACUGGAGCAUAUGCUGCCUGCCACUGCCAGUACCGUGAUGUUUGACUGUUGUGCCGGCGGCAUUGAUGAUACCUUUGAGAUUGAAGCUGCCAAGCAGAAGUUAUACGCAAUUUGUGGGACAAAAAAAUGGCCUAAACCAGUAUACAGUAUUGAGAAAGACGAAGGUACUCCCCAGGAAAAGAAAUUUGUCACCUCUGUUCAGAUAGCUACUCCAGGUGGUAUACUCCAAAUGUCAGGGGACGAAAGGUCUCGCGUGAAGGAUGCAGAUAACUCUGCAGCUUCCUUUAUGAUUCGCGCCUUACAAGAAUGCAAAUGGUUACUCAGUAUCUGACUUGCUGUUUCACUUGACACCGUGUUUGGAUUGGUGGUUAGUUCGACAGAAACAUGGUCUACCACUGUGAUUUUGGCAAAAAUUACAUUUUGGACUCUCAACAAAAAUCACUGUAAUCUAAACAUACUUUAAUGUGUAUUUAAUGAGUAAAUGAUGAUAUCUUGCCCAUGUGUGUUUGGGUGAAGUAACUCUGAUCUUUAUAUGUUCCGCCAAGGAACAACUUGUUUUUCCAAAGGGAAAGGGAACACUUUAAAAUGAUAAGUGUGGAAUUUUAGCCUCA
Cicer arietinum (chickpea) is the source of this 1470-nucleotide messenger RNA. RefSeq names its product ribonuclease 3-like protein 2. Lineage: Eukaryota; Viridiplantae; Streptophyta; Magnoliopsida; Fabales; Fabaceae. Gene Ontology annotation, cellular component: nucleus; cytoplasm. Gene Ontology annotation, molecular function: ribonuclease III activity; RNA binding. The record is from RefSeq and is a predicted model, not a curated record. Gene Ontology annotation, biological process: siRNA processing.